Molecule: messenger RNA, 4587 nt
Organism: Amyelois transitella
Lineage: Eukaryota; Metazoa; Arthropoda; Insecta; Lepidoptera; Pyralidae
Product: NPC intracellular cholesterol transporter 1 homolog 1b-like
Exons: 1
Coding region: 168-3923 (1251 amino acids)
Cellular component (GO): membrane
Source: RefSeq, a predicted model, not a curated record
UAACUCAUAUCAUGCAGGUGUUUAUCAAAGGAAUGAUAUCGUAUACAUUUUAAUUAAUCGAUCCUUUUUUCUUUCACUUUGAUACAUAUAGUCACCCAGAGCGCGUGUGCACAAUUAAAAAUGAUCAGUUGAUAAAACUUUCAGUGUUAAACAAUACAGUAUUCAAAAUGAAGUUAAGUGCAGUUGUUGCGUUUUCCAUAUUAUGGCUAUCCGGGAAUGUGCAAGCAAGAUGUGUAAUGCGUGGAGAAUGUAUCAAUAUUGGAGGUUUUGACAAAGCUUGUCCAGUGGAUAUAGAAGCUCCAUCGCUUCCUCUAGAAGUAGAUGAGGAAGAAAGAGAAGAACUUGUUGAUAUACUCGGAAAUAGAUGUCCGGGCCUUGUAUUUGAUGAAGAUGGCAAUAGGAAACCGUACGAAGAAAUUGUCACAUGCUGUGAUGCGGAACAAAUCAGGAAGAUGUCUGACAGUUUAAUGUUGGCUGAAGGAGUACUUGGUCGCUGUCCUACUUGCUACCGAAACUUUGUCAGACAAAUCUGCGAAAUGAAUUGUUCACCAGAUCAAAGCCGUUUCGUUACUGUUUAUACGGAGAACUCGACUGAUGGAAUAGAAUAUGUAAAUGAAGUAGAUUACAGACUCCAUGAAGACUUCAUGUUAGGUGCUCAUGCGUCGUGCCUUGGAGUGGUAGUCCCUCAGACUGGCUUACCCGCUAUUAACCUAAUGUGUGGCAAUGCUCCUGUAUGUGAUGCACAAUCGUGGUUUGGUUUCUCUGGUGAUUUUGAAAACAACCCUUUGGCGCCCGUACAAGUCAACUUCAUACCGACUUCAACGCCAGAAAAUUCCAUGAACGCCAUCGCUCUGCAUUGCAAUGAAACAUACGAUGGUGAUCUUCCUUGCAGCUGUGUCGACUGUACUUCGGUAUGCCCUACGGGGACACGACCUGUAGUAACUCAACCUUGUACUGUUUUAUCUAUUAACUGUGCAUCUUUUGGGGUAGGUGUAUCUUUCUUUGUUGUUGGUGUUACUUUUUUCAUAAUAAUGACAUUGAGGGUGAAACCAUCAACUACACAAAAUAAAAAUAUACGGAAAGACAAUAAGUUCAUUCAAGUUUUCCAAUCCAUAUUCGCGUAUAUUGGUGCAUUUGUUUCUAGUAAUCCUAUAUUAGUUAUAAUGUUAACAUCUUGGAUAACAUUCUUCAUGGCGAUUGGUGUAUACAAUCUGAAUUUGACCUCAAAUCCGAUAGAAUUGUGGUCAGCACCAGAUUCCCGCAGUCGUCAAGAAUUAAAUUACUUUAAUUCACGAUUUGGUCCUUUCUAUCGUGCUGCUCAGGUCUUUUUGCGCUUUGACGGUGAAACAUUUAAUGUGAACAAUGUCACAUAUGGACCUGCUUUUCGAUUUGAGAACAUUCAACGAUUAAUUGAACUUGAAGAUGCUAUUAUAGAUAUUAAUAGAGACAAUGGCGGUGUAACACUGGAACAAGUAUGUUACGCUCCACUUAGAAUGCGUGGGGGUGAACAAAGGCUUGACCAGUGUGUAACGAUGUCAGUUGGUUCCUAUUUUGGAGGUGAUAGAGACAACAUAAACAAUAACACGUAUCUUAAUGUAAUUCAGAAUUGUUUGAAUAAUCAUUACGCGUUAAAUUGUCUUUCGAGUUGGGGUGGCGGUGCAGAGCCAGAACUCUCAUUGGGUGGAUAUGAUGACAAUAUGUUGUUAGCUGAUACUUUGUUAUUAAAUUUUCCAAUUGCAAAUCAUCUUCUUGAAGAAAAUUUAAUUCCGGUUUUAGAAUGGGAAGAUAACUUUUUAGAGCUGAUGCAUAAUUUUACAGCUUCUAAUCAAGACAUAAGAGUAUCUUUCGGUGCUGAAAGGUCAGUUGAGGAUGAAAUUAGGCGUGUAUCAGUUGCAGAAGCUGUUCCUAUUGCUAUAAGCUACGUUAUUAUGUUUAUUUAUGUAACUUUUGCUUUAGGUAACAUCAGAUCUUGUAGGAUGUGGUUAAUCGAUAGCAAAGUGAUGGUUGCUCUGGGCAGUAUUUUGGUGGAGCUUAUAUCAAUAUUUUGUGCUAUGGGUGUAAUGGGUUUUGCAAAUAUUACUGCAACGUUGCUUGCCAUCAACGUUAUCCCAUUUUUUGUAUUAUCUGUAGGUAUCGAUAAUGUCUUCUUAAUGGUAAACGCUUUAUAUGAUAUUGAAAAUAAUAUAAAAAGUUUCAGUGAUUACAGUGAAAAUUUCAGUUUUGAUAAACGUCGAAGAUUUAUUUUCUCUAAAAUGAUGGGUAAAGUAGGUCCAUCUAUGUUUGUAUCAUCCGUCACUCAAGUUACGUGUUUUGCCAUCGGCAGCUUGGCAAACUUUCCCGCAGUUGUGACAUUUGCAGUAUUUGCAACUUUAUCGUUAGCGUUUUUGUUUGUAUUCCAAAUUACAACGGUUGUCGCCAUAUUAUCUCUAGAUUAUAAGAGGGCGCAUCAAAACAGAUUAGAUAUAUUUUGUUGCAUUCAAAAGAAAAUUUUAAAUGACGACGAUCCAUUAAACUCUGAUACGCCCCAUCAAAGUAUUACUCAAAGACUUAUGGAACCGUAUGCAAAAGUUUUAUUGAAAUGGCGUGUCAAAUUGAUUGUAGGUACACUUUUUCUGAUCAUGGUGUUUAGUAGUAUGGCUAUGGCUCCUAAUUUAGACGUUGGUCUGGAUCAAGAGAUGGCUCUCCCGCAUGAUUCUUAUGUGUACAGUUAUCUGCAAGCUGUCAAUGAUCUUAUGCAUCUCGGUCCACCAGUUUACUUUGUACUCAAGGGCGGCUUGAAUUUUAGUAAUGUUUAUCACCAAAAUACUAUAUGUGGAGGUCAAAUGUGUAAUAAUGACUCUCUUGCAACACAAAUAUUUUUAGCAGCUCAACAUAGUGACGUUACUUUUAUAGCUAGAAGUUCUAACUCAUGGUUGGACGACUUUUUUGAUUGGUCUUCUUUAUACGGAUCUUGUUGUAAAUAUAAUACUACGUCCGGUGGAUUUUGUUCCAGCGUGGACAAUUCUCCAGAAUGUUCAUAUUGUACUAUACCGAGAGAUGAAUGGGCAAAUAGAUUGAGACCGUCUGGUGAAGCAUUUGAAUCCUACUUACCGUUCUUUUUACAAGAUGCCCCAACUGACAUAUGUAACAAAGGUGGUCUUGCUAGUUACUUCAAUAACGUUAUUUACGUGUUAGACUCUGAAGGUCGAGCUCAAAUACACGAUAGCAAUUUCAUGGCCUAUCAUACGAAUUUGCGAACUUCAUACGAUUAUAUUUCAGCUGUUAAAUUUGGGUAUGAGAUCAGUCAUAAUAUAUCACAAGCUAUACUUGAACAUACAGGUGUUGAUGUAGAAGUUUUCCCAUAUUCUGUAUUUUAUGUCUAUUUCGAGCAGUAUCUUACUAUGUGGCGAGAUACGCUUGCCUCUUUAGCCUACUGUAUCUUGGGUGCAUUUAUCUUGAACCUCAUAGCAUCUGGAUUUAAUUUAUUGACUUCGUUCGCUGUGCUAUUGACUUCUGUAAUGGUUAUCAUAGAUAUGAUGGGUGUCAUGUAUUUGUGGAGUAUUCCUUUGAACGCUGUCUCGUGUGUUAAUUUGAUCGUGUCUAUUGGUAUCGCAGUUGAAUUCUGCAGUCAUAUCGCCUAUGCUUUCGCUACCAGUAAAGCUCCUAGAGAAGAGCGGGUCGAGGAUGCUCUCAAAUCUGUAGGACCUACCGUUAUUACAGGUAUUACAUUUACUAACAUACCUAUUAUCGUGUUAGCGUUUUCUUAUACCGAAAUAAUUGAGGUAUUUUUCUUCAGAAUGUUUUUCAGUUUGGUAUUGCUAGGGUUUCUUCACGGCAUGGUAUUCUUCCCUAUAUUGUUAAGUUACCUGAACGAUAUAGGAAGGGACAGAGAGACUAAAAACACACAGGUUCAAAUUCGCGCUAAUGAAACGCUUGAGAGUUAGUUUAAUGCUUCGUAAUGGUAAUGGUAAUGAUAUUAUUGUGAUUUUAUUUAAUUAUGCUUUUCUCUUUCUCUUUUCUAUUGCAGCCUAUCAUGAGAUUAAACAUAGUAACUUAGUAAGAAUAAUUUAUUUUUAAAUUAAUUUUAUUGAUUAAAUUUGAUUUGAGUACAAAGAUAGAUAAAUAAAUACUUAAUAUUAAUUUUAUUAAUACUUAUAUAUAAAAUCGAUAUAUUAGAUUUUAUAGAAGUAUUUAUAAAUGUAGUUAUAAAUACUUCUAUAAAAUAAGUAAUGUAUGUGAAAGAGAUGUUUGGAUUGAAUAUAUAUUAACUACUUUGUUACGAAGAACCGUAUGAAAUCCUAUCCUGGGUUUUUUUGUUUUAAGCUAUUUAACAUCACAUUUCUCGGUGUUUGCCUGUUUUGUUAUAAAUUGAUUAAAAACCUAAUGUUCAUUGUUCAAGCGACCUGAAUUGUGUUAAUUGGAUGUAAUUUUAAGAAAAUAGGACUUAAAACUGUUGAUAAUUAAUUUAAUUUUCGUUCAGACACAGGUCUGUAAGUGUUUGUCAAACAUUUUUAUGUCAAUUUCUAAAUUGUUCAAAGUGGCUUUGAAAUACAAUUGUAAUAAAAGAUUAUUAUAAAGUAAACUAAUUAAAGACGCAACUAGCCAGUU